Messenger RNA from Cimex lectularius (bed bug), 3747 nucleotides. RefSeq names its product protein ALP1-like. NCBI's taxonomy places the organism in Eukaryota, Metazoa, Arthropoda, Insecta, Hemiptera, Cimicidae. The record is from RefSeq and is a predicted model, not a curated record. The transcript is spliced from 3 exons. The coding region runs from base 2331 to 3632 and encodes 433 amino acids.
GGGUCGCCAGGUGCCCCUGAGGCUCGGCUCCUAUAUUUAACCUUUCCCCCACCUCCCGCGUGAGCGAGAUGUGCUCUUCUUCCAUGCGUGCUAGCUCUUCCCCUCGGUAGUUUAGACGAUCUACCAGCCUGUUUUGCCUCUGUAUGUCGUCUUCCGUAGCUGUUCCAAACAGUAGCUUGAGUAGUUUCCCGUCUACGAGGCCCCGCCGAUGACGAUUGUCCACAAUUAAUCAGCCAGAUCAUCAGUUAUGCCCAUUGACUCGUCGAAAAGGCUGUUCACCAUGUGCAUCUCUUAUGUGGAAGAAUGACGCGUCUCUUCAUCGGCGAUGAACGUCAAUGAUUGCACUUGUCGCCAGUGAUUGACCGAUUCCAGGGUUGCUUUUAGGUCCAUAUCCACCUCCAGGGUCCACGUGUCUCCCGUAAAAACUGUGAGCUCCCGUGGAAGGAAUACCAUCCCGUUGGUUUUUUUGACCUCGAUCCGCUGGACGCCAGAACUCGGGACCUCUGAAACAACAUAUGAAGGUGGUUUACUCUAUUCUACGGGACCGUAGAAAAUAGGGGCUACGGGAUGGCGUACUUCUCGCUGGGGAAGACGAAGAGGAUGGCAGGUCUGUGGACGAUGGGGUCCGCUCGGUUCCCCAUUACUGGUGAAGAACUUGUUUCUGGACUCGGUGAGUGGGCUGAUGACGACGAGUUAUGUCGGGAUAAUUCCUGAUUGUUACCCUCGUCGUCGUCUUCCCACGAUUCGGGGUAAUUGAGCGUUUCUGCUGUCAAAUCUGUCCCCUCCUCGGACGGCGUUUCUGCCCCAAUUGACUUUAGUUUGUUGUUGGUUCUCCACUGCUUGGUCAUCCGUAAUUACUUCCCCCAUUUGAUGGUUUUUGAGACGGUCGACAUGGAUGACUUUCCUCUGCCCCCCGCCUAGAUCGACGAGGGAAGUAACCUAUGUAAUUUGACGAACGAUGUGGAAGGGGCCCCGCUAUGGUUUGUGAAACUUCUUAGCUUCUCCCGGGCGAACUGCAGGCUCCGAUACGUAAAUUAGCUGUCCCGGAAGGAAUUUCCGUACUGGUUUAAUGAUGGCAGCUUUACUCUCAUCCACCUGUGGGUCCGCAGCCUCAUCGCUAUUAGUUUUUGCUACCUCUUAUGCACGGUGCAGGUUCGCCUUAGGUGUCUCCAUAUAUUCUUCGUAGCCCGUAGGAGCAGGCCUAUCUUGAGGCUGGAGAUUGACUCCGAAGGAGAGUGUCGGUGUCCGCCCUUACAGCAUUGUGAACUCCGUGGCUAAGUGGGCUGUCGCGUUGUACGAGAAGACGGCGAAGGCCAGCCACCUAUCCCAAUCUUGCACGUAGGGCAUAAGUUUAUCUGAUGGUACGCGUUUUUUAGGUCGAUAGUGCUGAAGUAUGUGUAGCUUGCUAUUUUCGUAAUGAGAUCAUCGAUAUGCGGUAAAGGAUAGGCAUCUAAAAACGUGAAUUUGUUGAUUGUUUGUGACCGCCACAUCACACCAAUUUUAUUUCGAACUGUUCCCUCUGACUGCUCCGCGUCUACUGACCCCUAUUGUUGCCGUUCACCCGAGGCCGGGUUGCUGACAGAGCACCUAGGUCCCCCUUUUUGCCGACACUGUUUCUUAUUAUCCUAGUUACAAAUAUUAAUCUAUUUAAAACAAUAUUUGAUUCAUUUUAUUUUAUAAAUCUUCCCCUCACCGCUUACAAUAGUCUGCAAUUCUGAGGUUCACUGUGACAUAUCCUGCAGUGUUGGUAUGAAGAGAUGUUGAGGCCAUAGACACUCGCUCCUCACUGGGCACGAUGCUAAUGUAAGUUUCAGUUCAUAAUCCAAACUAAUGAAGCUCCCUGAACUUCCGGUGUCUACUAGGCAUUGAGCAGAGAUACCAUUCAUCAUAGCCAUCGUGAUAGCACGGCUCAACUGGUGCAAAAACUUCCCAUUCAAAGAAGCGAUGAUAGCUGCGGAGACAGUCUUUGAUUUAGGUUCCCUUGUAGGUUUUCGACAUACUCUUGCAUAGUGGCCACGAGUCCCACAGUUAUUACAUUAUACAUCUUUCUUACAUUAUACAUCUUUCGCAGAGCAAAAAAGCGAAGAUGUCGAUUUUGCCCACAGAAGUAACAUCUAGUCCUUUCGGUUUGGACGGUUGCGCAUACGUCUUUGAUUUUGUCUGAAAAACUCUUACGAUCAGUCGCGGGUGGUUCCGCCUCCAAACCCGCUCAUGUGUUCUGACUCCGGGAGUAUUCCUCAACCUGCAUAAGCGCCAUCUCGAGAGACACCGCUCGCCGCACCGCCUCGUCUAGACUUAAGGUACGUUUCCACUGCCCGCGAAGCGAUGCGAUGCGAAGCGAAGAGAAUGACGGCGCGAAGUUCCAAGCGAUGCGAUGCGAUGAUGUGUUUAUACUGCUAGCGAUUUUACGGAAGAAGCGGGCAGUAGAGUUUGAGUUCAGAGCGAGACACCCAAUGUCGUUCCAAUUGAACCCCGUAAAUUUGUUUUUAUUGGAGAACAGUGCAGUAAUUAGAAGAAGAAUUAAAAGAAGACGUAGUAAGUGGGUGCAUGAAAUCAAUCAGGUUAGAUCUACGUUAGGAGAAUAUCACCAUUUGUACCGUCACCUGCGAGAGGAUGAAGAGCGGUUUUGCAGCUACUUCAGAAUGAGUCCAAGUACUUUCGACUACAUUCUAUCCCAAAUUUCAACUGCAAUACAGAAGCAAGACACCAAUUUCAGGAUGGCCAUACCGGCAGAAGAAAAACUUAUGGUCACAAUUAGAUAUUUGGCCCAUGGUAUGUCAUUCCGCAGUUUGGCUCACUCUUUUCGUUUAGGAGUCACUACGAUAGCAUCAUGUGUUCAUGACACUUGUGCAGCAGUGUCCGCGAUUUUGGGACCCCUCCAUUUACCUGUUCCAACUGUUCCAGAACUUGAAGAAGUGGCUCGACUAAUGUUUGACAGAUGGAACUUUCCAAAUUGUGUAGGAGCUGUUGAUGGCAAGCACAUCCGCAUUCAGUGCCCUGCGCACAGUGGAACUAUGUUCUUUAACUACAAGAAAUUUUUUUCUAUUUGUUUGUUAGCAGUUGCUGACGCUAACUACAAGUUCCUAACAGUUGAUAUUGGCGCUUACGGCAAGCAGUCAGAUGGAGGAACAUUUCGAGAAACCAAAUUAUGCAAAAAUCUCAUGACUGUUCCGCACAAUUGGCCAAAACCUAAGGAAAUUCCUGGAACCACAACUUACGCCCCUUUUGUAUUGGUAGGGGACGAAGCUUUUCCUCUAAUGGAGAAUUUGAUGCGCCCGUUUCCUGGCACGGCACUGACUGAAGAUCGAAGGAGAUUCAACAAGAGGUUAUCAAGAAGUAGAACAGUCGUGGAACGUGCCUUCGGAAUUAUGACCAACAAAUGGCGGAUUCUUCGGAAGGAAAUAGAAACAUCCGUACAACAUGCAGAUCACAUUGUUCACUGCAUAUGUGUCCUACACAAUAUUGUCAUCGAUAAAGAUGGGCCACCGAUCGCUACUUUGUUGGAACUGGAGCAGGAGAUACCAUUCCUCCUCAGUAGCUUCCAAAAUGACCGGUCAAACAGCAGUGCUCCCAGAAACGCAACAAAUGUGCGAGAGGCAUUUAAAACCUACUUCAAUAAUAAUCCAAUGUAAUUAAUUAAUAUUUCAGAUGACCAUGUAAGGUAUCACUACUACAAUAGUGAAAUACCUAUAUACUAAUUGUCACUGUAAAUAAUAAUACAUGCUGAAUAAAAGCUACUGCAACUAA